This is a messenger RNA of Mugil cephalus (flathead mullet), 3760 nucleotides long. RefSeq names its product inositol-tetrakisphosphate 1-kinase b (gene itpk1b). The record is from RefSeq and is a predicted model, not a curated record. The coding region runs from base 303 to 1472 and encodes 389 amino acids. The transcript is spliced from 11 exons. NCBI's taxonomy places the organism in Eukaryota, Metazoa, Chordata, Actinopteri, Mugiliformes, Mugilidae. Gene Ontology annotation, cellular component: cytoplasm. Gene Ontology annotation, molecular function: ATP binding; inositol-3,4,5,6-tetrakisphosphate 1-kinase activity; magnesium ion binding. Gene Ontology annotation, biological process: inositol trisphosphate metabolic process.
GGAUCAUCCUGGGUGUGUGCAGCCAGUCAGUCAGUCAGUCAGCCAGCCAGGCAGUUAGUCAGUCAGUCAGUCCAGCUCAGAGCCACACAGUGAGAAAACACAUCUCAACGUGAGUCCGGUCGGCCGUGCCUGUCAUCUGUCACCGUGUUCGCUGCUCCUUCUCCCGCGGACGGACCGACAAUGGGAAACUACCCGAGCUAGUUUCUGAAGAGGACGCGGAUCCGGAGGGGGGACUGUGCUAAAACUACCAGGUUGAGGACUUGAGACGCACCGUUCACCUCCAGAGCAGGAGCGCAGUGGACAUGCAGACUUUCCUGAAAGGCCGGAGAGUGGGCUACUGGCUCAGCGAGAAGAAGAUGAAGAAACUGAAUUUUCAGGCCUUUGCCGAUUUGUGCAGGAAAAGGGGAAUAGAAGUUGUUCAGCUGGACCUCAGCCAGCCUCUGGAGGACCAGGGUCCCCUGGACGUCAUCAUCCACAAACUGACUGAUCUCAUCCUGGAGGCUGACCAGAAUGAUUCACAGGCAGUGCUGCUGGUGCAGAGAGUACAGGACUACAUUGAUGCCCACCCUGAGACGAUCGUCCUGGACCCGCUUCCAGCCAUCCGGACCCUGCUGGACCGCUGCAAGUCCUACCAGCUCAUCCGGAGAUUAGAAACCUGUAUGCAAGACGAGAGGAUCUGCUCUCCUCCAUUCAUGGUCCUGAACACGGAGUGCAGCGUAGACGUGCUGGAGCAGAUCAAGAGGCAGGGACUCACAUUCCCCUUCAUUUGCAAAACGCGGGUGGCUCAUGGCACCAACUCCCACGAGAUGGCCAUCAUUUUCAGUGAGGACGACCUGAAGGACGUGAAGCCCCCGUGCGUGAUCCAGAGCUUCAUCAACCACAACGCGGUCCUCUACAAGGUGUUUGUGGUGGGAGACUCCUACACUGUGGUGGAGAGGCCUUCCCUGAAGAACUUCCCCGCCGGACCUGCAGAAAGGAAAGCCAUAUUCUUCAACAGCCACAACGUUUCCAAGCCAGAGUCGUCCUCAGACUUGACCUCGAGAGAGAACGUAGAGGGAAUGUCUCUGCCACCCAACGACGACGUCAUCAGAGAGCUGUCCAGGUCACUGCGUCAGGCGCUGGGAGUGUCCCUGUUCGGCAUCGACGUCAUCAUCAACAACCAAACAGGCCAACAUGCAGUCAUUGACAUCAAUGCAUUCCCUGGUUAUGAGGGUGUCCCCGAGUUCUUCAACCACCUCCUAAACCACAUCAGCAGCAUGCUCCAGAGCCAAAACCCUGACUUUGCCCCUGGCAGCGAGCAGCCCAAAGGUCUGCCGGUGAGCCCCUCGGUACCCAACGCCACCCCGCCGGCCUCGGGCUGCUGCAGCAUGCUGGGAAAAGAGCUGCAGAGACUGGGCUGCAACUCGGCCAUGUCCCCCAACUUCCAGCAGCACUGUGUCUCCACGAUAGCCACCAAGGCGUCCUCCCAGUGACGGAACCUCCCCACCCGCACCCCCCACUACCCCGUUUGAUCCCCAAACAAAAACAAAAAAAAAAAAGAAAGGAAAAAAAAACUGAUGACAGUGGUGACAAUAAUAAUGAAUAAUAAUCAUAGUAAUUAUGAUGUUAAUGAUGAUAAUAUAUCUAAUCAGAAAAGUUUUCCUAUAUAGUUAUUGAAAAAUGAUGGUGAUUGGGUGUAAGCUUUCUUUUCUCUCUGCCUUUUGUAUUUUUGGUUUCGUCUAAUGAGACUUAACAGUACUGUAAUGUGAACUUUUGGGAACUCUUGCCUAAUAGCUGUUUUUAUUUUUCUCUCUUGUGUGAAAUCUCUGUAAUGAAAGGGUCCAGAUGAGGUAGCUAUUGGGGGAAAGGCCUGAUCGGGCCGGAGAAAGACGUGCCACUAGACGUGCAAUGUAUGAUCGCUUGUAUUUUACACACACACACACACAUAUACACACAUUUACACACACACACACACACAGGCACAUUAACACUGCAACAAAGCAGUGUUUUGUAUUCUGGUCAAUACCACUGACUCCUCUGUACAAAGUCCUGGGGGGAAGACGUGGCUGGGCAUUUGAACACUACUCCAGAUCCCAGGCUGCUAUGUGACUGUGGCCAACUGACGGAAGGAAGAGGACAUCACAAGUUUUGGGUUGUGUUUUUUUUUUUUUUUUUAACAUGAGCCGUUUAUUUUUCUGAGUGCCAUCAAAUUUACUACGACCGCAGACAAAAAAAACAGUUUAAAAAGAUGAAAAGUGACUCCAUGACCAUGUGACCAAUUUUUCUUUUCUUUUUUGUUGUUGCACCGGUUCUGAGUUUUUUUUUGUUUUUUUUAUUAUUAUUAUUGUUUUGGUUUUUCCCCUGCGUGUCAGAUGCCGGAUGUUUUGGUGUCCAACAAACAACCCCAGUUCGAGUCGCUCCACCGCAGGAAGACGAGGAUCACAUUCCCUUUUUUUUUUCUUUUUUUUUGUUUCUGGACGUUUUCAGAGAAAUUCCAUGAUUUUUCAGAAUUCCAGCGAGACCUUGUGAGGUUGCUCACGUCCCUCCGUAGGGUUUGUAGUCUCCUUAAAACACUCUCCGUGUGUCUUCAGCGCUUGUGUCUGUAACGUGGGCAAAGUACUUGACUGAUCGCCACGCAAACGCCAUCGUUGCGCUAAAAUGAAGGUGAAAAUGCCUGAACGCCCGCGUAGACCGGGCGUUUAUCUUGCCACCGUUAAACGACGAGCAGCACUUCUUACACUUAAAAGGAAAGCAACAGUCCAGUCGGUUCAUUUGCUUAAAGUCUCUGACCUGUCUUCUGUUCCAGCUGCUGUAUGUGUGUCACGUGUUAAAAAUCAAUCAGUGGUGGGAGGAGCUGAUGUGCACAGUGUUCACUGUGAGAUUUUUUUACUCCAAUUUUGUUAAUAUCUUUGUCCUGACAUCUACUAAGAGCAACUUUAUUUUAUUGAGAUUUUAUGGGGAAAAUGUUUUAUAUAAAUGAAAUGAGAGAAGCGGUGUUUCUGAACAACACGUGGGAUAUUUACUAGAGGAAUAGUAAAGUGCUGGGUCUAGCAGGUGGUGUCAAAGGGACAGAUGAGCUGGUGGUGGUGUUGGUGGUGGUGGUGCGGUUCCCUCUGGUAUCUAGUGGGAAUGGGCCCUAACCUGCAGUGCAUACAGAUUAUUGCAUUCCCGUGAGCCUGCUGCUUCUUCUCCUCUUGUCCCAGUGAGUUCCCCCCCCCCAUCAGUAUCAAAGGACGGCCCCUCCAGCUCGACCUGCGAUCGUAAAUAACCACCGCGGCCAUCUCACCAGCAUCUCGCUAAGACUAAAAGAACAGCAGCGACAAUUUUCGAAAGAGGUUUUCACUCGGCAUCAACCGUAUGUUCCCCACGAUCUGAGAACGCGGCGAAGUAACUUAGCAUGACAGCAGGUUCAGGGAAAUGCACGCGUGUCCUCACCUGAGAAAAAAGGCUCAUCCCUGUUUAGGUCGGAAAGGCUGACAUCUGUGUACACAACUAUACUGUGUCCUAUCUCGUGUUCCUUAUUGUGCUUCUUAAUGGGAAAUAAAUGGUUAACCCUACUCUUCUGCAACCUGGACGGCGUCAUCAUGCUCCCAGCUUCCACCUGAAUGUUUACUUCUUGGGUGUCUUGUACAGUACGUGUAUAUGCGCCUAGGCUUACAUCCGUACAGUAUGUUGUUUUGUAUCAGUUCUGUAAUUAAAAAAAUCCACAAUUUUGUGACCUUUUUUUUAAAAAAUUAAAGGGCCGACGAUUCUACAGGGCGAAAUAAACAUGUGAAACCUC